Molecule: messenger RNA, 573 nt
Organism: Podarcis lilfordi (Lilford's wall lizard)
Lineage: Eukaryota; Metazoa; Chordata; Lepidosauria; Squamata; Lacertidae
Source: the annotation of a GenBank genome assembly
AUGGUGAUCGGGAGGAUUGGGGUGGUCUGUGUCCUCCGGGGCUUCUUCGCCGUGGUCAUCCUUGUGUUCCUCCUGCUCCGGCUGCCCUAUUGUGGCCACAACAUCAUCCUGCACACCUACUGUGAACACAUGGGUGUGGCUCGCCUGGCCUGCGGAGACAUCACCCCCAAUGUGGUAUAUGGCUUGACAGCAGCUCUGUCCACCCUGGGGGUUGACUCCGUCCUCAUCGCCAUCUCCUACUCGCUGAUCCUCAGGACCGUCUUUCGGCUCCCGUCCAAGGAUGCUCGCCACAAAGCCCUGGACACCUGUGGCUCCCACCUCUGCGUCAUCCUGAUGUUCUACACACCGGCCUUCUUCUCCUUCCUCACCCACCGCUUUGGGCACAACAUCCCUCGCCACGUCCACAUCCUGCUGGCCAACCUCUACGUCAUCGUGCCCCCCAUGCUCAACCCCAUCGUCUACGGGGUUAAAACGAAGCAGAUUCGGGAAGCGGCCAGGCGCCUCCUCUUGCAAAGGGCGGGGGCGUUUCUCAGUCCCAAAACUGGAGCCCCACCCCUGACCAAUGGGGCAUAG